This is a messenger RNA of Pseudozyma flocculosa PF-1, 1608 nucleotides long. RefSeq lists its product as uncharacterized. Lineage: Eukaryota; Fungi; Basidiomycota; Ustilaginomycetes; Ustilaginales; Ustilaginaceae. The transcript has a single exon. The record is from RefSeq and is a predicted model, not a curated record. The coding region runs from base 1 to 1608 and encodes 535 amino acids.
AUGACGUUCCGCCUGGCCUGCGCCUGGCUUGCCUGCCUCGCCUGCCUCUUGGCGCUCCAGGCUCGGGCGCUCGAGCAGGACGUCGACACCGACGGCAGCGCCGUCAACCCGGCCAUUUCGAGCACCGGCAGCUCCGGCUACGGCUGGACCGCCCUUCCCACCGUCGCGGGCGCGCGCAUCGACAACAAGACCGUCGUCGUCGGCGAGAACGCCACGCUGCUCCACUACAUCGACGCCGACUACGACCCGCAGAAGAUCAAGCGCGUCGUCAUCCAGGUGCACGGCGACAGCCGCGACGCCUGGAACCAGUGGCUCUACGCCGACCUCGCCGCCAAGAGGGCCGCCCAGGGCGGCACCGUCAAGCGCGAAGAGGUCCUCGUCGUCGCCCCCGAGUUUUUCGAAAAGAUCGACCUGGGCGCCUACCCCUUCAUCGCCCAACCCCGCCUCAAGGAAGAGGCGCCGCCGCCGGCGCCGGCCAGCGGCAGCGUUACCGAUCUCCUGCCCACCGCCGCCGCCACAUCGCCCGCGCGCAACGCCAACGCCGCCGCCAAGGCGACCCGGUCGGCAUCCAACAUCAGCCUCGCACCGCGCUCCGCGGCCCCUCCCGCCGAGCCCCUCCUCUCUGCGGCAGCAUCGCCGCCUGCGGGCCACUCGCACGCGUCUUCGCCGGGACCGGGCCCGGCACCAUCGCCCGCCAACCGCACCGAGGUGCUGCUGCCCCCGGACCCGCGCGCCAUCAUCGUCAGCGACACGACCGAGUACUUUAGCGCCUCGCAGGCCAUGAUCUUUGACGGCACCAGCUGGGGCGACGGCUCACCCGCCCUCAACCCGCUCGGCAACGGCGCCAUCGGCGCGUUCGAGGCGCUCGACGAGCUGCUCGCCUACUUUCUCGACGAGUCGCGCUUCCCGGCCCUCAACCGCGUCGUGCUGGCCGGCUUCAGCCUUGGCGGCCAGCUGGUCCAGCGCUACGCCGCCUUCCGCCCGGACACGUCCGACGACGCGCGCACCACGUUCUGGGUCAGCAGCCCCAACUCGUUUGUCUACUUUAACGACACCCGCCCGCUCAAGCCCAAAAAGGCGUGCAGGAACACGUACAACGACUACAAGUACGGCCUCGAGGGCGAGCUGCCGCCCUUCGUCACGAGCCGCACCGCGUCGCCCGACGCCAUCGUCGAGCGCUUCAUGGGCCGCGACCUCGUCUACCUCUGCGGCGUGCGCGACAAGAUGCCCGGCUCCGACGACUGCCCCUCGAACACCCAGGGCUCCCACCACGUCUCCAAGAUGGUCUACUGGACCGAGCGCGUCGUGCCGUACCUCGCCGGCGCGCCGGGCAACGGCACCCUCCCCGCCAAGAGCAGCGUCUACUGGAUCGCAAAGACGGGACACGAGGACUGGAAGAUCAUCACGUCCGACCCGGGCGUCUACUCUCUCUUCCUCCAGCGCUACAACGACGACGGCACCGACGCCGCCGCUCCGCCCAGCAACGGCGUCACCGCCACAGACUCGCCCACCGACGCCGACAACGGCGCCCUUGCGGGAAUCGCCGCGCCCAGCCGCGCCGCACUGCUCGUCCUGGCGCUCGUCGCCAGCGCGCUCGUCGUCGCAUGA